CCGCGAGCCCAUUCAUCUGUGCACUUGGGCGUUGGACCCCGCAUCUUAUUAGCAACCAGGGAGAUUUCUCCAUUUUCCUCUUGUCUACAGUGCGGCUACAAAUCUGGGAUUUUUUUUUAUUACUUCUUUUUUAAAAAAAUUACACUUGGGCUCCUUUUUUGUGCUCGACUUUUCCACCUUUUUUCCCUCCCUCCUGAGCUGCUGCUUUUUUGAUCUCUUCGACUAAAAAAAAAAAAAAAAUUUAUUUUUUUUUUUUUUAAAUCCGGAGUGUAUUUAAUCGGGUCUCUCCUGUCCUCCUCGCCACCCCCACCCCCUCCCUCCGGUGUGAGUGUGCCGCCGCCGCCGCUGUUGCCGCUGCCGCUGCCGCCGCCGCUGCUCGUCCCGUCGUUACACCAACCCCAAGAAGGCGGCUCUUUGUUUCCUCUCUUGGAUCUGUUGAGUUUCUUUGUUGAAGAAGCCAGCAUGGGUGCCCAGUUCUCCAAGACCGCAGCGAAGGGAGAAGCCGCCGCGGAGAGGCCCGGGGAGGCGGCUGUGGCCUCGUCGCCUUCCAAAGCCAAUGGGCAGGAGAACGGCCACGUCAAAGUGAACGGGGACGCAUCGCCCGCGGCCGCCGAGCCGGGCGCCAAGGAGGAACUGCAAGCCAACGGCAGCGCCCCGGCCGCCGACAAGGAGGAGCCCGCGGCCGGUGGCGCCGCGUCCCCCUCCGCGGCCGACAAAGACGAGGUUUCUGUACAGCAGUAA
Messenger RNA from Peromyscus maniculatus bairdii (prairie deer mouse), 741 nucleotides. Lineage: Eukaryota; Metazoa; Chordata; Mammalia; Rodentia; Cricetidae. The record is from RefSeq and is a predicted model, not a curated record.